AUGCCCGAAGAAUCUCGGAAAUCAUCUAUUGAGGGCAUCGCCCAACCAGAAGCUCUGCUGCGCUCUGCAUGCACCGAGUGCCAUCGUCGAAAGCAAAAGUGCAAUCGCCAAUGGCCAUGCAACAAUUGCCAGAAGCGCAAGGUCGCUGAUCAGUGUCGUUUCAGGGAUGACUCCAAGGUCACCUCAGGUGAGGAUGCGUGGACCGCUUCCCUGGAAGUUAAGCGGAAGCGCGACAUGCAUGGCGAUGAAGAGGAGAGCGACGACGAUGAUGUUGGAGACGUUUUAGAAGCGAUUGGCUACAGUCGUCUUCAUAUGUUGACGAAUCUUGAUCAAGAACAUGUCGACAGCCAGACGGGUAGCAGAAUUGAGAGCGAGCUUGACGCAUCUGUCAAAGACCUGACCCAGAAAUACCACGAUGCUGCUAGAGAGCUCCACAGCGCUAUCCCUGUGGGAUAUGGCCAUGUCUACACGGUCCAGUACCUACUGCAUUCAUAUCUUCACAAGAAACCCGUAGACCAGCUACCGGGGUUUGAGCUCGAAAUGAAGAGACGACUGUGGUGCAUUGUGGAUUCCUGGGACUGUCUUACACUAGAAGACUAUCCCGCUUCACCCAUGUUGCAUCUCAAGCUACAGUCUGAACUCGUCAGCCUGAUCUUCAAACGCUUCGGUGGACCCAAGCUCCUUUCUGAUCCUGCCGACAUCAGGGAUUACCAAACCAUUCUAGAGGAUUUCAUGAAGACGUUCCCACCCGAGUACGCACUUGAUCAUCCCAACACACCGACUAACGAGGAUCUACCAUGGAUUGCUCUUCACCGUCACUACAUGCACACUUGCACUCUAUCUAUUGCCCUUGGCCCUUUUAGAGCAUUCAUGGCCAAGUCUAUGAAGCAAUCAACCGCGUCUGCUGUCGAUCUAGAGUUUCGACUGACAGGUAUCGAUUACGCCCUUCGUCUGAUAGAAGCUGUUCAUCGGUUCUUUGAGUACGUGUGGACCAGAGACACCACCUUCCACUUCGUCCCUUUUUGCAUCUUUGACACGGCUGCCCUUCUGUGCUCGGUCAUCAUCCACGCAGAAGACGGCCGUGUGCCGCGUCGUCAAGAAGUAGCCGGCGCUAUCGCCAGAGCAUACAGUACUCUGAAGAAGUUACGAACUGCCACCAACACAGCCAAAGCUCCCUACGAUGUUUUGCGAAGGUUGAUUAAGAAGUUGCCGUCGUCAUCUGGGAUACAGGCGGCUGAAGCUCACAAGAGGCGACGGUUUGAUACUCCACCUAGCGGCCAAGGUUCUAUGCCUGUCAUAGCAGCUAUGCCAGAACCAAUUAUGGAUGCAGGCCUCAUUGCACUGGCACCGAUGCCUAACCCACUUCCUGAGCUACCUCUAGUACAAGCCCAGUACGAGCCCCACAUCGACCCUAUCCCAGUGGCUCCUGAGAGGAUUCAGACGGGAGGGCAGUCAUCCGUGUCGUAUCCCCUUCAUGACGGGACAGAUCUGGGAUUUCAACAGUGCACUUACACAGAUCCGUCACAAAUUCAAGAGAUUCCUACCGCGCCAUCUUGGCCUAUGGAUAUCAACAACAGAUCUCAUAUGCAGAAUCUCCCAGUUGGAUCUCCUGAAAUCGAUAUGGGUUUCCAGCAGCUCUCUGAUGCUGAACUAGGAGACCUUGCCAUGCUGUGGAAUUGGGAGAGUCUGGAUCUUGGGUUUCCCUCGAAUCCUAUUUAUCAGCAAAUGUGA
Fusarium graminearum PH-1 is the source of this 1731-nucleotide messenger RNA. RefSeq lists its product as uncharacterized. Bases 1 to 1731 code for a protein of 576 amino acids. The transcript has 4 exons. Gene Ontology annotation, biological process: regulation of DNA-templated transcription. Gene Ontology annotation, molecular function: zinc ion binding; DNA-binding transcription factor activity, RNA polymerase II-specific. Lineage: Eukaryota; Fungi; Ascomycota; Sordariomycetes; Hypocreales; Nectriaceae. The record is from RefSeq and is a predicted model, not a curated record.